CACCAACACCACGAUCAUAGCGCUUUGUUGUCGCCCAGGUCUCUUUUCUCAUAUCGCUAGUGCCUAACGCGGGUACCACCGAGGGCUAACGGCUGCAUUACCGCUAUCGGGCUCAUCCUUGCUAUGCUUCAUGCAGGGCCUCACAAGCUGAUACUUUCACCCUCGCUGCGGGUAGCGGGUCGGGUUGCAUGGGGCGGGGCGCGAGCGACUUAGCAUACCCUUAUCAUCCACUAGGCACCUCUUUGUCACAUAUUCCCUAUUGCCUGAACACUUUGCCUGUACUUUCCAUUUCCUCACCUUUGGCGAACUAUCACAUCAACAUACCUCUUCCAACACUACGACAUGGACAAGACUCCUUCGUCUCACACCGUAGCACAAGCGGAGGCAAGUCAUGCUGAAAAAUCUGCUUCGCUACAGUCUACCGCCUCCCCAGACACAGGUGACAUUGACGAAGCCGGAUCGGAAGGCUAUCUGCCUGGUGCCAAAGUCUCUCUCGGGAAGAAACAGUUCUGGAGUGUCUUCUUCGGUCUGAAUUUGGGUAUGCUGUUAGUGGCCAUCGAUUUCAACAUCGUUGCCACGGCCGUUCCAACCAUCGCGUCCGAGUUUCAUGAAUACAAAAACUCUGCGUGGCUUGCCACUGGCUUUCUCGUCUCCCUCGCCCUAGUGUUGCCAAUCUAUUCUAAGCUUGGCAGCAUAUUUGGCAAUGAUAUCAUGUUUAACAUUGCCACUCUUAUCUUUAUCCUUGGUAGUGGACUCUGUGGCGGCUCUAAAAGCAUGAAAAUGCUCGUUGCGUCACGAGUUAUUCAAGGAAUUGGCGGGGGUGGCAUCUAUGGCCUGGUCAACGUCAUUGUUACCGAUCUUGUCCCGUUGAAGGAUGUGGGCAAGUAUCUCUCUAUCACUGGUCUUAUUUGGGUCGUAGCAGAUGUUGCCGGGCCUCUGCUUGGAGGUGUUUUUUCUCAGUACGCUUCAUGGAGGUGGUGUUUUUACAUUAACCUCUGCAUCUCGCCGAUCAGCUUAGCCAUCUCCCUCUGCUUCCUGAAGCUGCCCAAGACCUCAAGGGAUACGUUUACAACUAGCUUUCUCCAGCUAGACUAUCUCGGCAUUCUCGUCCUGGUGGGCGGAACGGUCUGUAUCCUCCUCGGCGUCUCUUGGGGUGGCAACACAUUUGCUUGGAGUGACGGGCAGGUAGUGGGCUGCCUUAUCGGGGGGUUCGUGCUUCUGGUCCUCUUCAUCGUUAUCGAACAUCGUGUGCGCGAUCCUCUGAUAGAUCCGUCGCUAUUCCGCAGCCAUACCGUACUUGCUAUCACGGCUGCAGAGUUCUUCUUUGGGGCCAAUCUCAUUGGCCUCAUGUACUACAUUCCGCAGUUCUUUCAACUCGUGUUUGGAGACUCAGCCACUAUAUCUGGAGUUGGCCUACUGCCUAUGAUGCUGGGCCUUGGGGUAGGCAACCCUAUUGCGGCUUUCAUCACGUCACGGUACGAAUUGAGCCUCAUCAAUGCUCAAGUUGGGGCUGCUUUGAUGACACUUACAAGCGGUCUCAUGGCCCGCUGGAAUGUACACACGAGUCGCGCUGAGGCUGUUGUUCUCCUUAUAGUCUUAGGAAUGGGACAAGGCGCGGCCAUGUCCGGACUGCUUCUUACUGCCCAGGUCGCCACCCAACCGCAUCUCAUCGGCAUUGUCACCGGUCUCGUCAUCUUCGUCAUGACAGUUGGAGAUAUUUUCGGCGUCGCCUUUUUUGCGGCAGUGUACAUCAACAAACUUCGAGCGUCUCUCGCAAUCCUCACACUAACCCCUGCUCAAAUUACCGACAUUUUACAAGACGUGCAGUCCAUCAAGCAUGGUUACUCUUCAGAGUUGAGGAAGGAUAUAAUCGCCGCCUAUGCAGAGAGUAUGCGUAACGGCUGGUGGUUAAUGUUUGCAUGUGCCGGUGCGUUGUUUCUAUUGACAUUUCUGGCCAAGCAAAACAAGUUCAAAGCUCCUACAUCAAGUUAGACAAGGAAAAUGUGCGAGGAACGUGGCUUGGUUUACCAUUUACUGGGAAUGUACGGGUUCAGUCCAGCUCAGGUGUUGCUUGUGGUUGGGCCUUCAUCGCUGUAGUAUUGCUUACGAAAUACCACGACCUGAGAUAUCAUGACAAUGUAGAAUGUAUCUGAAUGAAUACUACACGUUUCCCCCGCCCAAUACCUCAUAUACCUAGCCCAGAGAAUUUCUGCGACAAUCGAGGAACCUGUCAGUUGCUUGACGAGACAUUCAUUGAUAGGCUGCCUAUUCUAGAUAGCCCCAAUCCUUCAAAUCCACUGUUUUCUAUGAAAAGCCGGGUCUUGCAGCGAACACGUUGCACUGUGCCACGAAAACUGAUACCGCUAAACUUUGGUUUGAU
Molecule: messenger RNA, 2380 nt
Organism: Dothidotthia symphoricarpi CBS 119687
Lineage: Eukaryota; Fungi; Ascomycota; Dothideomycetes; Pleosporales; Dothidotthiaceae
Product: putative efflux pump antibiotic resistance protein
Exons: 4
Coding region: 343-1992 (549 amino acids)
Biological process (GO): transmembrane transport
Molecular function (GO): transmembrane transporter activity
Source: RefSeq, a predicted model, not a curated record